Molecule: messenger RNA, 624 nt
Organism: Aspergillus novofumigatus IBT 16806
Lineage: Eukaryota; Fungi; Ascomycota; Eurotiomycetes; Eurotiales; Aspergillaceae
Exons: 1
Coding region: 193-519 (108 amino acids)
Source: RefSeq, a predicted model, not a curated record
AUAGUCAUCUUCGAUGCAUUCCGCGUCAACUAGAUCCGAACUCGAGCAAAUCUGUUCCGUCUGUCUAUUGAGCGUAGUUUUUCUUUCUUUGGUGAUCGGAAAAUAUCGGUCUUGUUCAUCUUCUUUUCCUUUGUAAUGCUAUAGGCCAGUCCACUAUCCUCAUCCGACGUGAUCUUGUUCCGCCUCACGUUGAUGGAUUCCCUGCUGGAUUCUUUUGGCAUGGGCACUGCAUUGCCGCGUCUCGACCGCACUACUGUCUGGUGUAUCUUCUUGUGUUCGUUGAUUUCCUUCCACAUGUACGCUAGUCUCUAUUCUUCAUCUGUCGCAGAUUGCCAGACCGUUACCAGUCGAUUUCGUCUGUUGUCUCCUUCGCCUCUACUUGAGAAACGAGGAUUUUCUGUAUCUUUACAUCUAAAUCUGGAUAUUGCACGAUUGUUCUUUCGGGACGUAGGGAGACUUCAAUUCCGGAGUCUAAACGAAGCCCGAGGCGACACAAUCCGAAAUCCUGACUGCAUAUGAGAACAGGGAACAAUGUCGAAAUUAAGACAAAAAUCUCUGUACGGGUGGUUCAAAAGCACAAAUACUGUUGCUUUAUGUAUAAGUCACUAUACCCAUACAUCAAUG